Molecule: messenger RNA, 1307 nt
Organism: Mytilus trossulus (common blue mussel)
Lineage: Eukaryota; Metazoa; Mollusca; Bivalvia; Mytilida; Mytilidae
Product: ankyrin-1-like
Exons: 1
Coding region: 1-1206 (401 amino acids)
Biological process (GO): protein localization to ciliary inversin compartment
Cellular component (GO): ciliary inversin compartment
Molecular function (GO): protein binding
Source: RefSeq, a predicted model, not a curated record
AUGACUGCACUUUAUAUGGCAUGUCAGAGUAAUAAUAUAAAACUAACAAAUUUAUUACUUGAUCACAAGGCCAUAAGCACUCAAAGUGACAACAGAGGCAUUACUCCCCUCCAUUUAGCAUGCAUUCACUCUAAUGCUGAUAUGGUCGAUCUACUCCUAAAAUUUGAUGGUUUAAUCAAGAAAAAAAUUAAAGGACAAGCAACUCCACUGUACCAUGCCUGCCAAAAACGUAACAUAGAAAUAGCUCAACUUUUGCUUGAAAAGGGUGUAGAUGUUGAUGAUGGGGACAACACUUGUACGCCUUUACAAAUGGCAUGUUUGAACGGCAAUUAUCAGCUUGUACAAAUCCUUGUAAAAUAUAAAGCGAAAUUGAACAAAAGUGACGAUAAGGGUAGAACUCCACUAUAUCUAGCAUGUUCAGAGGGUCAUAAACAAGUAGCCAAAUUAUUACUAAGCAAUAAUGCUAAUGUCAAUAAAUGGAAUACAUCAAUGCAAACGCCAAUAUUCAUCUCAUCGAAAGAAGGACAUUCAGACGUUAUUGAUGUUUUGACAAAAUACAAUGCAGAUAUUAAUCAACCAAAUAAAGAUGGCACAAGACCCCUCCAUGCUGCAUGUGAGAAUAAUGAUACUGAAGUUUUAGAAGUGUUACUGAAAAACAACGCUGCAAUCAAUAAUAUCAAUGUUCAAAAUGAAACUCCCCUCCAUAUUGCAUCUGACAAAGGAUAUGUAAAAAUCGUCCAGGCAUUAUUGAAAAAAGAUUCGAUCGAUGUCAAUAUCCGAAAUAUUUCUGGUAAUACACCGUUGCACAAUGCCUGCAUGAUUGCGAAUAUAAAAGUGGUUGAACUACUUCUUCAAGCUAAACCCGAAGUUGGUUUGGCAAACAAUGAUAACAAUACAGCGUUGUUCAUUGCUUGUCAAAGAAAUUUAUAUCCCAUCGUUUCAUUACUGCUCAAAUAUACAGGAUCCGUAGAUGUAGAAACACGAUCAUCAACAUCAAUGCUUACUCCUUUACACGUAGUAUGCAUACAAGGCAGUAUUGAUAUAGUAAGACUUAUACUAGAAUAUGUAAAUGAUGUCAAAAGUAGGGACAUUUUAUGCUUAGAAGGAUACAACCCAUUGCACUAUGCUAUAAUAAACAGGAAAAUUGAAAUUGUAAAUUUGCUAACAAAAAAAGGGGAGGAACUUCUGCAAAAGACCAAGUCUUAGGCACAGUGCCAUUUGUUUUUAUUAACUUCGUGUUUAUCGUCAAAUUGACAAAGCUCCAUACUUAAAUCAUUUACUGUUUAAAUACAGACACAAGACAAGCC